Molecule: messenger RNA, 4453 nt
Organism: Mauremys reevesii (Reeves's turtle)
Lineage: Eukaryota; Metazoa; Chordata; Testudines; Geoemydidae
Gene: FAF1
Product: Fas associated factor 1
Exons: 20
Coding region: 290-2296 (668 amino acids)
Cellular component (GO): endoplasmic reticulum; nucleus
Molecular function (GO): NF-kappaB binding; ubiquitin binding
Source: RefSeq, a predicted model, not a curated record
CCGCGCUGCCUCCUCCUCUCCGUGGCACGGCAGCGGAGGGCGCUGCUCAGAGGGGCCGGCUGCGCCCCUUCCCCUUCAGAGCCGAGCCCCCCCCUCCUCCCGCACGCGCGCGCCGGGGACCCCCCCCCUGUUCUCCGACGCCGGAGCGAGCCUGAGGCGCGGGGGAGCAGCAGGGGGAUUGUCUCGGCUCGGAGCUCCCAUGAGCUCUUAGCCUCCCAUCCCCGGUCCCCGGCAGCAGCAGGCUCCAGGUGCACAGUGCAGACAAGAGCAGGGGACCCGGCCGGCUGCAAUGGCGUCCAACAUGGACAGAGAAAUGAUCCUGGCAGAUUUUCAGGCAUGUACCGGUAUUGAAAAUAUUGAUGAAGCUAUUACGUUACUUGAACAAAAUAACUGGGAUUUAGUGGCAGCUAUAAAUGGUGUAAUACCACAAGAAAACGGCAUCCUACAAAGUGAAUAUGGUGGAGAGACUUUGCAAGGACCAGCCUAUGGUCCCACAAGUCAUCCUACAGCAUCUUCUUCAACUCCUUCCUCAUCCUCAGCGUUUCGACAUGUAGUGCCAUCCCGACAAAUAGUGGAAAGACAGCCACGGAUGCUCGACUUCAGGGUUGAAUACAGAGACAGAAAUGUGGAUGUAGUACUUGAAGACGGCUGCACAGUUGGAGAGAUCAAACACAUUUUAGAAAAUGAACUUCAGAUUCCUGUAUCAAAAAUGUUGUUAAAAGGCUGGAAGACUGGAGACGUAGAUGAUAGUACUGUUUUAAAAACUCUACACUUACCAAAAAAUAACAGUCUUUAUGUUCUAACACCUGAUCUUCCACCACCUUCUUCAAGUAAUUCUGGUGCCCUGCAGGAGUCAUUAAAUCAAAACUUCAUGCUGAUCAUCACCCAUCGAGAAGUCCAGCGGGAGUACAACCUCAACUUCUCAGGAAGCAGUACCAUUCAGGAGGUAAAGCGGAAUGUGUAUGACCUAACUAGUAUCCCUGUUCGUCACCAAUUGUGGGAAGGCUGGCCUCCUUCUGCCACGGAUGACUCAAUGACUCUAGCUGCAUCGGGGCUCACUUAUCCUUGCCAUCGACUUACCGUAGGAAGAAGAUCUUCACCUGCACAAACCAGAGAACAGCCAGAGGAGAUGGAGGCAGGUCAACGAAAGACUGGAUCCAUCGACCCAGCUACCAUCAUUCAGCAAUGCACUGAUGUUCAUAUGGUGAGUGACAGCGAUGGAGAUGACUUUGAAGAUGCUACAGAGUUUGGAGUGGAUGAUGGAGAGAUGUUUGGUAUGGCAUCAUCGGCCUUGAGGAAAUCUCCAAUGAUGCCAGAAAAUGCUGAAAAUGAAGGAGAUGCCUUAUUACAAUUUACGGCAGAAUUUUCCUCAAGAUAUGGUGACUGCCAUCCUGUUUAUUUUAUUGGAUCACUAGAGGCUGCUUUUCAAGAAGCCUUCUAUGGGAAAGCCAGAGAUAGAAAGCUUCUUGCUAUCUACCUCCACCAUGAUGAAAGCGUACUAACCAAUGUGUUCUGCUCACAAAUGCUUUGUGCCGAAUCUAUUGUUUCAUAUCUGAGUCAGAACUUCAUAACCUGGGCAUGGGAUAUGACAAAAGAAGCGAACCGAGCAAGGUUUCUGACAAUGUGCACUAGACACUUUGGAAGUGUUGUAGCCCAAACAAUUCGAACUCAGAAGACGGAUCAGUUUCCACUUUUCCUUAUUAUUAUGGGAAAACGAUCAUCUAAUGAGGUGUUGAAUGUAAUACAAGGUAACACAACAGUGGAUGAGCUAAUGAUGAGACUGAUGGCUGCAAUGGAGAUCUUCAGUGCUCAGCAGCAAGAAGACAUAAAGGAUGAGGAUGAGCGUGAGGCCAGAGAGAAUGUGAAGAGAGAACAGGACGAAGCUUACCGCAUUUCACUAGAAGCUGAUAGAGCAAAGAGGGAAGCACAAGAGAGAGAACAAGCAGAGCAGUUCCGUUUGGAGCAGAUUCGAAAAGAACAGGAGGAAGAACGUGAGGCUAUCAGGCUAUCUCUAGAGCAGUCUUUGCCUCCAGAGCCAAAAAAAGAGAGCACUGAGUCAGUCAGCAAACUGCGUAUCCGAACACCCAGCGGAGAGUUCUUUGAGCGGCGUUUCUUGGCCAGCAGUAAGCUGCAGGUUGUCUUUGAUUUUGUAGCUUCCAAGGGAUACCCUUGGGAAGAGUUCAAGCUGCUGGGCACCUUUCCAAGGAGAGAUGUGACGCAGUUGGAUCCAAAUAAAUCAUUACUGGAGGUAAAACUGUAUCCUCAAGAAACCCUUUUCCUAGAGGCAAAAGAAUAGAUCAAAACAGAUUGCAGGACUCGUAAUCCUUUGGUAAGACAGAGGCACAGCAUUGGGAGAAAAGCUUCUAGCAAAAACACCUUCUACUAUCAUCCAAUUCAAUGCAGUGUCACAACUCUGCCUCUUGCAAGAAUCCUGAAAAAAGAAUAAACCUAGCUACUUAAAGUUUCACAUACAUGAGUAUACGUUUCCAACCUCGUUUAAAUGAGCAGAGGAUAAUAUUCUGUUAUGAACACUGAACAUUACAAUUCUGUUGCUCACUUCUCAUCUGGCUUUUGUUAUAAUUAAUGCACUGUUAAAAUGUGAGUGAUUGUUAAGUAGAAUUUUUACUCCUCAAAUGCCCCUUUUUCACCAAGAAAUCUUGGACAUUUCUGCCUGUUCUUUUGACACUAGAAUGCUGUAUAUUUGAUAUCUCGCUGAGCCAGCGCCCUCAUAUAUAUGCAUUUUACUCUGUGUUUGAAUUUCUACUUUGCCACCUAAUUUGAAAAGGCAGAAAAAAUUAAAUGGGACAUUCUCAGACAUGGAAAUUUAACAGUAUUAUAGUAGAAAGCAUAUAAUUUUUGUUGGUACUUUCUGACUUCUUUGAUAAGAUGUAAGGUUUUGUUUGAAGAAUAUAGUUUGACAUAUAUGCAAGAUAUUUAUUUACUGGUUCUGCUUUGGGUCUCGAUUCUAAUUCAGUUUAGGAAGUAUUUUCCAUUACAUUGCAGUGUGUGAAACUGCUUAUUGCAUGAUGUGAAUAUUUAAAUAAUGUUAGAAAUGGGCCAGUACCAGAAACCUGGUAUCUUGCCAACACUUCAGGAUUCAGCUGAUAUUGAAUAUCAGCUGUUAAAAAUCUUUCAAAUACCAGAUACAAAAGUUCUCCUAUUCCUCAUUGUGGAAGAAAUGGUAGUUCCCAUUUUUGCAUUUUUCCUUCUUUCUGGCACUUGUUUGUAUCCUAUUACUCUGCUGUUUUUAAAGCACCUUGUUUGUUUCACCAAAUGAUAAAUAUCUAAAGAGAUGGUGUAAUAAGAAAUCUGCCUUAUUAUUGUACACUUUUUUGACAUUUUAACAAGAGAUUACUGAUCCCGUCUCCAGAUUAACAAAUUCUAGUUCCAUUGUCUGAAACGUAGGCACCAACUAUCUAGUAUCUGAUAUGGACAAAAUUUGGUACCUUGUGUACCUAAACCAUAGAAUGAGCAUACUGAAGGUUCAGACCAUAACAUACACUUGAUGCCUAAACCUGCAUCAAAACACUUUUGAUCUGCUUUUUGUUUUAUUCCUGGGCUUACUGUAUAGUGCACAAGGGCACUACAGAAACAUCAGCUGCUAAUCAAACUACUUGGAAUAUUAUUUUUCACAUUUUGUUUAUACGUAACUCAUGUUCUUUCCCAUAGCAGAUCGAAUCCCAAUUUGAACAUUUUAUACUAAUCAGAAACUAACUGUAUACACCUUCAGUCUUUUUUUUCCCCUUUUGGAGGAAUGGAGAUAUAAAAUUAAUGUAUGACUAUUAUUAGGGUGUUAGUAAAGCUGAUAUAUUGUUACCUACUAAAAAAUGCAAACUUCAGAGUGGGGAAAGCCUUACUGUAUCUUUAUGAUAAUUCUGUAAUUAAUAAUGCACACAGAACAUACUUUUAGAAGUGAUGUAUUCAUGACAAGCUAAAGGUUUGGAUGUGUAAGCAAAUUUUAAUCAUCUGCAGUCCACGACACACACAAUAGCAGCCAAAUGAAAGGCAAAUGUAAAUGUAAUGGAGAGCUAAAUGCAGACACUUCACUCUAAACCUUUGUACUGCUUCACGAGAAAAGCAAAACAAAACAAAAACGGACACUACAUCUAUUAAAUCUAAAUUUAACACAGGUUGCAAACUGGGGUGACAUUGUUUGCACAAUCACAGUAACUUACACAGCAGACCUUUCAAAGUAAUGCUUUAGCUUCCCCCUUCUCCCCCGAUUAGCUCGUCAUUGUUAAAUUGGCUAUUAAAGAAAGGAGUUGCUGAAAUAUUGCUGCACGUAGCAGAGUGACCUUUCAGUUAACUUUUUAUAUUUAAUCUGUUCUGUUUAACUUUUGUUUGAUCUCAUCAUGCUGUUUUCUCUCACUCAACUUUAUUUCUGUAUUUUGACUAUAUAUUCUUUGAUACUAAUUUCAUAAAGUUAUUAAAUGUGGCUUGAAUAUUUGUUGAA